AUGGUUGUUGGAAGUCCUGCAAUGAAAAUUAAAUAUAGCUAUUUGGAAUAUUUAUUAAUAUUUUUUGGUUUCGUAUUAAACAAAUGUUUUGGUAACAAAUACAAUGUUUUGUUUGUUGUUAUUGAUGAUCUGCGCCCUCUGGCGGAUCAAAAUGUGCAUCUGCCCAAUAUAUAUAAAUUGGCGCGAAAAGGGCUGAAUUUCAAAUCUGUUUUCGCACAACAAUCACUUUGUGCUCCCAGUAGAAAUUCUAUGUUAACUGGGCGCCGUCCAGAUAGUUUACAAUUGUACGACUUCUAUAGUUACUGGCGUGAUACUGUCGGUAACUAUACCACAAUACCGCAGUUUUUCAAAGAAAAAGGUUAUGAUACUUACUCUGUUGGUAAAAUUUUCCAUCCUGGAAAAAGUUCUAACUAUACUGACGAUUAUCCAUUUAGUUGGUCGACUCGUCCUUAUCAUCCGCCAACUGAAAUGUUUAAAGACGAUGCUGUCUGUAAAGAUAGACACACAAAGAAGUUUCAGAAGAAUUUAAUUUGCCCAGUAAACGUGCAUCAACAACCUGGAAACACAUUACCAGAUCUGCAAUCUUUGGAAUAUGCUAUCAAUAUCUUGAAACGAAACCUUAGUGAAUCAAAGCCUGUAUUUCUGGCUAUUGGUUUUCACAAGCCUCAUAUUCCUCUAAAAUUCCCCAAAGAAUACUUAGCUGCAAUACCGCUACAAAACGUGACACUGCCAACAGUCCCCUAUAUGCCGCAAGGGAUGCCUGUAGUCUCCUGGCAUCCUUGGACUGAUGUAAGAGAUCGGGAUGACAUAAACAGGCUAAACAUUACAUUCCCAUUUGGAACAAUGCCAAACAAAUGGUCUAGGAAAAUCAAACAAAGUUACAUAGCUGCUGCCUUGUAUAUUGACGAUCUAAUAGGAAUACUAAUGAGCUAUGUAGAUACUAGGAACACUAUUGUAGUCUUGACUAGUGACCAUGGCUGGUCCCUGGGAGAAAAUGGUCUAUGGGCUAAAUACAGUAACUUUGAUGUGGCCUUAAGAGUGCCUUUAGUUAUAAAUGCCCCUGGAAUCGAACCUAAAGAGAUAACAGUACCUGUUGAAUUAAUAGAUAUAUUUCCGACACUAGUGGACAUAGCUUUUGGUGAUGAAAAUAUACCGAAAUGUCGUGAUUCAGAAGACAAAAAUGAGCUAUGUUUUGAAGGAAAAAGUUUGCUACCCCUAAUUGAUGAUGAUCAAUCGCCCGGUGAUUAUGUAGCAAUAAGCCAGUAUCCUAGACCUAGUGUUUACCCUGAAAAAAAUUCAGACAAACCUAGACUUAAAGAUAUAAAAAUUAUGGGAUAUAGUAUAAGAACGACAACUCUCAGAUAUACGGAAUGGAUUUCAUUUAAUAGUACAUGUUUUCAUAAAAACUGGAAAAACAAUUAUGGAAUAGAAUUGUACAAUCAUACAACGGAUCCAACGGAAUCUAAAAACUUGUAUUUAGACCCUUAUUAUCUAGACACUAGAAAAGAACUCUCAGCUUUGCUGAGGACUAAGGUAGGAUGAUAUCAUACCUAAACAGUAAAUAUUUUUUAUUCACAUGUGAAUAAUUAUGCUUAUGUUACAUACUUUUAAAUAUACAGGUUGUACCUAAAAGCCAGUGUCCAGCGGUGACACUAGGCCUACUAGGAAACUGUAGGUACAUGUGCGUCUUAGGACUUCGCUUGACACUACAUUUUAUCACCUAUUUUGUAUACCUAUUUCAAAUGCAUUGUGACUUUCCCUAUUGUUUU
Molecule: messenger RNA, 1769 nt
Organism: Plutella xylostella (diamondback moth)
Lineage: Eukaryota; Metazoa; Arthropoda; Insecta; Lepidoptera; Plutellidae
Gene: Ids
Product: iduronate 2-sulfatase
Cellular component (GO): cytoplasm
Molecular function (GO): iduronate-2-sulfatase activity
Source: RefSeq, a predicted model, not a curated record